Molecule: messenger RNA, 1191 nt
Organism: Thermothielavioides terrestris NRRL 8126
Lineage: Eukaryota; Fungi; Ascomycota; Sordariomycetes; Sordariales; Chaetomiaceae
Exons: 2
Coding region: 315-1022 (235 amino acids)
Source: RefSeq, a predicted model, not a curated record
UAUCUGCGGUGCCACGGCCCGACAAACAUGCCCUCCGGGUCCACCGCGUCUCGCACCUGGCGGAACGCCCUCCAGUCGUCGCCGUACCAGGAGGCGAACUCGUCCGGCGACACGGUGAACGUCUUGGCCCAGUGCGGCCGGCCGCCCAGGUCGCGCAUCAGCCACUCGAAGGCGGCGUAGUAGCGCUCCGUUCGCAGGGAUUCAACGGGGUAGGCUUCGGCAACCUGAACCUGAACGGCCUGGUUGUCGGCGGUCUCAAUCUCGGCAGCGUCGACCUCGGAAACCAGGAUGCCGUCGCUCAGGCCAUCCUGGCAAUGCUCGAGAGCCUGUGCCUGGCCAAUGCCCUUAGUCUGAACAGCAUCCUCAGCCUCGGCCUCGACAACGAUGUGGAGAUGUUCCUCCAGCUCGCGCAGCUGAUGGAGCUGGAGCAGCUUGGAUUUUUGAAUCUGGGAGGCAUCCAGUCGCUGUUCAACUCGGGCCUGGUCCUCGGAAGCUUCAAUCUGGGCGUCUUCAAGCGCGAGGUCUCUGAGGCCAGGAAGACCAUGAAGCGCACCAAACUGCGGCGCGAGCAGAAGGUCAAGCGGCAGUGUGCCGUCGGGACGGGCUCGGUCAACUCUGGGGCCUCCGGCCAGCAAGGACAAGCAUCCGUCACCAUCGCCACGGCACCCAACCUGGGCGUUUCCGCUACUUCAACUACCUCAACUGCUGCGGCGUCGGUUACCUCGGUUGCAACGUCGCCCGUUGCCGCCGGGAACGCCGCGUCCGUGACGUCCGCUGCCAGCGCGGCGACGUCGACUGCUGUUGCUGCUGCUAGCGCCUCAGCGGACGUUUCCUCGGCUUCCGAUGCUGCUACCAGCGCGACUUCUGCCGCGGUCGCCGCCCCUGCUACAGAGGCCGCUUCUGUUCCUGCUGCUGCUGCUUCGGUUGUUGGCUCUGCCGCUUCCGCCCCUGCCGCAGCGGCUACUUCUACGGCAGCUACAGCUGUCGGUGGUGCCGACAGCCUGUCCGAUCUCACGCGCUGAGGGGGUUACUUGGGAUCUGAUCGGUUGCUGUGGGGAUUUGUCCAGUAGUUAAGGGAAUUGUGGGCUGUGGAGUGUUUUACACAGUGCCUUAGACCUGUGCGCGUUCCGUUUUGAGUGGCCUUCAGCUUCACUGGGAAGUCGUUACUUGGGAAAAGAUGUAGUGUACUUG